Molecule: messenger RNA, 1102 nt
Organism: Dendronephthya gigantea
Lineage: Eukaryota; Metazoa; Cnidaria; Anthozoa; Malacalcyonacea; Nephtheidae
Product: esterase OVCA2-like
Exons: 10
Coding region: 24-665 (213 amino acids)
Biological process (GO): response to retinoic acid
Cellular component (GO): nucleus; cytoplasm
Source: RefSeq, a predicted model, not a curated record
CGGGGGAAAUAAAAUUCAAAAGUAUGGCGGAGGGAGUACAGGAUGUUUUGAGGAUCUUAUGUAUUCAUGGAUAUAGGCAAAGUGGAAAAAUUUUCCGAGAUAAAACAGGAUCGUUUAGGAAAGGCCUAAAGAAACUUCCUCUCGAAUUUGUGUAUAUUACUGCCCCGAAUAAGAUACCAAAUGUGGAGGAUGAAGAACAAUAUGGUUGGUGGUUUUCUACACAAGAGAAUACUUAUGACCCAUUAACAAAGUCAAGUUAUUGUAAAGGAUAUGAAACAACAAUCAACUUUAUGCAGGAUGUUUUUCAAAAGCAGGGUCCAUUUGAUGGAAUCUUCUCAUUCAGUCAAGGAGCUUCUCUAACGUCACUUUUGUGCGCGAUGAACGAGGAGAAAGGUUCAAUAAUAAAUUUCAAAUUUGCAAUAAUGGUUGCUGGCUUCACAUCAAAAUCCACACAACAUGACGUGUUUUAUGAAAACCUUAUCAAAUGUCCAACCCUUCACGUUUAUGGUGAAACUGAUCAAGUCAUACCAAAAGAAAAUAGUGUGAAAUUGGUGGAAUAUUUUGACAAUCCUGUGACACAUUGUCAUCCUGGAGGUCAUUUCGUUCCAGCUUCCUCUCAACAUAAACAAGUUUACAUCGACUUCAUACAGAGAUUCUUAUCGUGACUGACAUCCCAAGGUUUAGAGCGUAGAAGUAUUUUAGGGAAUUUUCACCAAGUGUACAAAAACAAUCGUUACAAUCUUUCUUGGAAAUUUAAAGGAACAGUUUCUUUCAUUCCGCGUUUUCCUUUAGACUACCGUAAGUUGAACAACGUCCAAAAAAUUAUUGCAACUAUGCUUGUACUAGCUCGGGUAUUACUAAACCAUUUGCUAUAUUGAUAUGGACUUCAGUCUGUUGCUAACGUGUGCAGUUGACAGCAGAUCGAGUUGGGACAAUUAAAGUGGAAAUAUUUUUCAGAAGGUUGAAUGCAACGAGACAGUAAUAGCUAAUUCAUGCCUUGAUAUGUCUUAUAAACGUAAAUGGUUAUCUGUUGGAUUAUAUGUAUUAUAUGAAAAACCAUGGUUAAAAUGAAAUCAACAGUAUUUACAAAGUGGCCUAACAU